Urocitellus parryii (Arctic ground squirrel) is the source of this 2991-nucleotide messenger RNA. RefSeq names its product ITPR interacting domain containing 1 (gene Itprid1). The record is from RefSeq and is a predicted model, not a curated record. Gene Ontology annotation, molecular function: signaling receptor binding. NCBI's taxonomy places the organism in Eukaryota, Metazoa, Chordata, Mammalia, Rodentia, Sciuridae.
GUUAGUUUGCAGAAAUACCCUCUUGUGAUGGCGGAGAGGCCGCGAGGACCCGACAGACCACAAGAUGGUCAAGAAAAGAGCAAGAGACGGAUCCUGAGGUACACCAAGAGGGCGUGGGCUCCUCUAGAUGAGCAGCUGUUUCCUGGCUCUGAGGAGGAAAGUCAGAGGGUCACCAUACCCCUGCUAGAAGAUUCCAAACAGGAAAGUAUCCAGCAGUGGCUAGACUCUGGAUUCUUUGUCUCUGUAAAUGAAAACUUUCAGCAAGUCACCGAUCAUACUGUUUCUUUGCAUGAACAAGGAAUGGUUCAGAUGACUGUGAAAGACUACAUGAGGUCUCUGCAUCAGUUUUCUGAAACUCCCACYCUAUCCAGAGGAACCAGUUUCAAUUCUUGCCAUUCUACCACAAGUGUACCACAAAGCAUUCCUGAAUGGCUGGAAUUUUGGGAAAAAGACCCAGUGGAGAUUCUCUUAGAUCUGGGGUUUGGUGCUGACGAGCCAGACAUCUGCACACAAAUCCCAGCCAGAUUCCUUGGUUGUAGCUCAGCAGCCAGAGGGAUCAACAUCCGUGUUUUUCUUGAAGCUCAAAAGCAGCGGAUGGACAUUGAGAAUCCUAACUUGUAUGGUCGUUUCCGGCAGCUGGAAAUCCUGGACCACGUAACCAAUGCCUUCUCAUCUCUACUGAAUGAUGUCAACCUCCCACAGAGCCCYGCAGAGGAGAAAGCCGGAGGAGACAGGAUUCGAAGAAGGGCAGCGAGUGGGGCUAAAGAGCCUCAAAGAAGAACAAGAAAGAUUUUACRGAGAGCCUCGAGAUGGCAUAUCCAGAGGGACUGUGACCCAGAAGCAUCUGAAUCUUUCAAGAUGAAAGAYAGAAUUUUUAUCCCUUCUGCCAAACCUUGUGAGCGUGGGACAGAGUUACCAGCAGCCUCAAUCAGCCACAACCAAAGCCAUGUGUCUCCUUUGGCGGAGCAUUGGUCUGCGCAAGCCUGUGAUGACUUGACACCUUGUCACCCUCCCCGAGAUCUUCUGGGCAAGCAGUGGCCUCGCUCACCCAUGCUGGCCAAGCAGGCUUCUCUUUCCCACGUGCCUGAGGGAUCAGUCAGGGACAGAGCUCGGAAGGAGAAUUUGAUCCACAUUAACAAGCUCAGGAACAUGCCUCAUCUUGUGGGUAAAGGACCAGACUCCUUUGAAAUGGAAGAGGUCCAGAGCUUUGAAGAAGAGACUGGUAACUCUCUUGACCUGACUUCAGGAACUGUAGGCACCAGGGUGGACAGAACAAACAGCUGUCAGUCCGACAGCAGUGGGUUUCUGGAGGAGCCACCGGAAGCCCCGCCCUUCCAGAUGCCUUCCUUCCCAAGCAGCCAGAGUCCUGCUGAGAACGGAGGCAGAAAGCCAGGGGAUCAGAGCCACAGCUUAGUGUCAUCCCAGGACUGUCAGCAGGAGUCAGAGAGGUCUGGUUCCAAGAGCAUGGUGGGCACAUCUUUUUCUAGCCAAGAUUGGAGCAUCUUGGAGGAAAAGGCUUCAGCAUCUGUGGUGGAGGAAGAGCCUCAGCUUGAGGCCACAGAGGGGCCACCAGAGCUGUUGAUCCCAGACGCGACCCUGGCCAAGAUCGCCACUGGGAAAGAACAUCCAAGGGAAGUCGGCCAUCUGUGGCAGCCCCCGCCAGUGUCCCAUGCUGAAUACGAAGGCCCUGGAACCAUGGUCACCUCCACAUAUUGUGGCCCUCUGGGAUUGGCCCACAUCACAGAAGAGAAGGACAGGACUCUGGGGCCUGAGGGAACAGAGGAAGGGCUCGCACAAGGCCACCACUGUGAGUCUCAAAGUUUUCCUGGGAUUCAUCAGACUCAAGACAAUUUCCCUCAUGUGGACUUGGAGGCCCUAGGAGCAGAAGAGGGCAGCAAGCUCUGUCCCGACACCAGCCACACCUCACCAGUACAAGAGAGGCCACCACAGCAACUUCCUAAGCACAGAGAAGUCACGUCCUGUUCAGUUGACCUUGGCCAAACAUCUGACAGGUCUGUUUCCCACCUCAAUAAACUGCCUGGAGAUGUUCCCACCGACUCAAACGCUGGCCGCUCCCAGGCUGUGUCGGCCCAGAUGUCCUCUAAUCUGGUGUCAGCUGCUCACAGUGCCAUGGCCUUGGGGACUGACUGUGGAAGCACAGAUUUAGAAUGCACUCUGUGUGACCCUCUGACUACCACAGGACCAAGACUAGGGACAGAAGCGAGACAGGUCGCUGAUGUUUCUGUUCAGACUUACACCUGUGAAUCCCAGCCCUGGUGUUGCUGUUCAUCCCCAAGUGACAAGGCCUUCGCUCAGAGGUCCCUGCCCCUCACCAAAUCGGUCUCUCUGGACACGGGUUUCCCUAGUCUUUACCCAGUGGGCACCUGCCACACGACACCCACCCUCUGCUGUGUCUGCUGUCAUCACCAUCCCCACUGCUGUGCUGAAAGGCCCAGCCUUGGCCCUGCACCUCCAGCCUGUAGGCACGGCCUGGGCUCACACACAGAUCACCCAGAAGCCCAGUUCACGAAGACCUUGAAAGCCCUUCAGGAAGCCGCCAUGAGGGAGCUUUGUUCUUACACGGUCCUCGAGAUGGAAGCCAUGAAGACUGUAUGCCAGAGUUUCCGGGAGCAUUUAGAGGAAAUUGAGCAGCACCUCACAGGACAGCAGGCACUUUUUUCCAGGGACAUGUCGGAGGAGGAAAGGGAAGAGGCUGAACAACUUCAAACUUUGCGUGAGGCCCUGAGGCAGCAAGUGAAAGAGCUGGAGUUUCAGUUAGGAGACCGGGCUCAGCAAAUCAGAGAAGGACUUCUAUUGCAGCUGGAGUUUCUCACGGCGGAGCCUCCUGAACACUAUACACACCUGCAGCAGCAAAACUGGACAGAAGAAAACAGUAGCCAGACUUCAAGUGCUAACACCCACACAGCCAUGGACGAUGGCCAGCAGCCUCCCUGCUCAGGUGAACUUUUGUCCAAAGAGAUGGAGCCUUUU